CGAACGUCCAGUUUGCUCGAAUACACAUGCUUGCACCAUCUGCAUCUUUUCACAAGCGCCAAUCUCUGCUGAGAAACCGAGGAAGGACAAAGGAAAGCGUAUUUUACGAACUUUCUCCAUGACAAGUCGAUCCACUGUACUACUUUCCGAGUAAACUUCGCCAAAUCUUUCCGACGACCGGAAGUUUCCCGAAAUGACCUACCAUGCGUAUUCCCCUGGCAGGGCGCCACAGUACUACUACCCACAAUUCUAUCCCAUCCCACAGCCAAGACCUGACUCAUUGUAUGCUCGUCCGCUCACACCGGACGCUACGAGGGAGCAGCGUAAGCUUCGCAAGAAGCAGCAGCAGCGGUGGUCAUUCGGGGGCUACGCUCAACAGCCACAAGCAUACCUUCUCACACCGCCACCGACACCCGCACCCGCGAAACCGCGGCGUGUGCUCUGGGAGGCGGAUUAUAGUAGGCUCUUCCAUUUCUGAUCCAGAUGAGAGGGGGUUUCUGAUGAACAAAUUUGCAGUGAAUGCUCCAGCGUCCUCUAGAUGGCCCGAAUUACAUCCAGUUCUCGCGAUGGACACCACACGGGUAAUCUUCGACGUCCGAGUCCCUCCUGAGCAGGCAAUCAAUUCAGAAGCAUAUACAAGGUUCUGGAACGAGAGCGCUCUACGGCGGCCGACAACGCAUAUGCGGCUAGUCUCACAGGAUCAUCCAUGGACAUUUGAACUGGAUUUCCGCCCCCUCUUCGCAAAAAAGGGAACUCCUCAUUACGUGACCUGUGGCGACGUAUGGACGGCGCUCACAUCAGGCCUCGCCCGACCUAUUACGGACGCGGAGUGGGCACUUUUCACCACGACCAAUAGACCAGAGCAAGCACAGAAGAAAAACUCAAUGACACAAACAGUCGCAACGCGUAAGGUCGAGCAUGGCAAGUUCCUGCGCCGUGUAGAUUGGCUGGGAGCGAACAUCAUCUUCCGCGGUCUCGUAAAGGAUGACAAAUACGCUGGGGAUGUGCUGCUUCCGGGACGAGAACCUUGUGCUGAAACAUGGUUGGUUAAGUUCUCUGCAGCUAGAGCAUAGGGUAUACUCUAAGAUGAGCUUCCUUCUCCGGUAUUGCAUAAAGACGCCGGGAAGACAAGAGGCGAUGAGGACAAAUUUUACAUCCAUAAAUAUCAAUAGUAAUGCGAUGCGAGACAAGGGCUCGUGAUAAGGCCUGUAGUAGUGCACGGUUUAUAGCAUGUAUAGCUUUAUAAGGGAAGGAAGAAACGGCGACUCGACGUAUACUACCCCUCCCAGCACCUCUCGUCAAGUCUUUCGUCGCUCUUCGCCUAAACGAAAUGACAACGUAUACUCCUACCAUUGUUCCCCGGGCAUACCAACCCGAGACUACCACUGCUUAUCCACCCGGGGUUGCAGAGUGUAUGGCGCCCCUUAUGCAACCAGUCCCUCUUCCAAAUGUUCGCAAGGAAACACGCUACGCAACACCUCCGCCUCAAUAUUCACAGCAGCACAGAUCGGAGUCGAUCAGUCUUUGCCGGGCUCCCUUAAUCCAGCCGCGAGAGUUAGCCGCACGGCACGAGUGCCAGUACUCUUAUUGCCCCGCAAGAUCACACCGUCUUCAUCAGAGGCAGGGAUCCAAUAGCCCACAUUCGUUGUCCAAUCAGCCUCAUCUGCGCUCCCGCCUAUAGUUGCCAUACCUAGGCAAGAGCGUCGCUCGUCGUACACAUCCCAUGUUUCCGAAAACAGGCUCCUGAGCCAGAUUCCCGUCACCAUAUCUCAAUCCUCGUCGAGUCGUCGAGAAGGGGAACUAGCGUGCCCAUGCGGGGUGCGACACUCACCGCUAUCCAGAUCCCCGUGGCUCGCGAACCGUCGGUCAUGAUGGAGAACCCGUUCCGCCUGGUUCUUCUACGCUUGCGCUUCGUCAGUGCGCACCCUCAAACUCUUGAUACGACGAACGGAGCAGAAGCGCUAUCCCACGUCCCUGGCACAUGACCGACAAGCUGGGCCUCUGCAAUCCUGCUUUCUUGUCCGAUACUGGUCAAGGUAUCAAUCGCAGCAUGAUCAUCUUGGUCCUGUAGAGCUACCUUCUGUUGAAAAUUUAUUAGCGCUCGAUAUCACAUGCUCGACGGCGAGAAGGAUAUACCAAAAAUCUUGUAAUAAGCUUUUCCACCCUCUCCCCGCUCUCUUCUGCCUUCGUACAUUGGAUUCUAGUUCCGGACGACUUCU
Molecule: messenger RNA, 2219 nt
Organism: Fomitiporia mediterranea MF3/22
Lineage: Eukaryota; Fungi; Basidiomycota; Agaricomycetes; Hymenochaetales; Hymenochaetaceae
Exons: 3
Coding region: 204-1073 (289 amino acids)
Source: RefSeq, a predicted model, not a curated record